Macrosteles quadrilineatus (aster leafhopper) is the source of this 1182-nucleotide messenger RNA. RefSeq names its product sensory neuron membrane protein 1-like. Gene Ontology annotation, molecular function: scavenger receptor activity. The transcript is spliced from 6 exons. Bases 1 to 1182 code for a protein of 393 amino acids. Gene Ontology annotation, cellular component: cytoplasm; membrane. The record is from RefSeq and is a predicted model, not a curated record. Lineage: Eukaryota; Metazoa; Arthropoda; Insecta; Hemiptera; Cicadellidae.
AUGCCCAUUUCCCCCCUCCUUCAUCCUUCAAGGCUAGACCCUUCUUUACAGUUUGAACAAAUCUUUCUGGUUGACCGUUGGAAGAAGGGUGGAGUGGAAAGCUUGUUUUGUAAGAACGGCAGUGUGGAUGGCUCACAAUAUACGGUGCGGAGAGGGGCUGAAGAGGCGACUGAUGUGGGGAGGCUAGUGGCAGUGAACGGUCGACCCACCCUCAAUUACUGGCGUGGUGACUGCAACAUCCUCAAUGGCACGGACGGCUCCAUCUUCCCACCCUUCCGUCGUCCAGACAAUCGCAGUCUAGUCGCCUACUCAGGGGAAGUCUGCAGAGUGGUUCAUGGAGUGUACGAGGGUGAGCAUGACGUCAACAGAGUAUCAGGGUACGCAUACACAGUGACAUUGGGGGACACGGAGAAUGAGCCACAAGAUAAGUGCUACUGCGCCGCUGUGGACCGUUGCUACAAGAAAGGCACCUUGGAUGCGUACAGAUGUCAGGGGGCGCCGUUGGUGGCGUCGCUACCACACUUCUACGGUGGAAGUCAGGACUACAUCACCGGCGUCAGUGGGAUACAGCCCAACAAGGAGAAACACGAGAUUCUCGUUGUCCUGGAACCUACAACUGGGAUACCUUUGAGUGUCAAGAAGAGGAUUCAAAUGAAUAUUGACCUGAAGCCAAUACGCUACACACCCAGAACUCAAAACUUUCACCGGACCCUAGUGCCACUCUUCUGGGCUGAGGAGUUGUUUGAACUGAAUGGUGAACUUCUUGAACUUCUCGAAGCCUCUCUUCUUCGCCCUGUGAAAGUUGUACACUUCGGUCGAUGGAUAUUAGUAAUAUUUGGAGUAGUUUUACUUUUAUUCUCUAUAAUUAUCAAGACAAAACAAAUUCGGAGGAAUAGUAAGCUUGAUCCAAGCAAGAACUUUGAUUACGGUCCGGAGUUCAAAGAGAAGCUGCAAUCUUUAGACUCAGAGGAGACAGUAACAAGUGGUCCGUUCUUCAUCAGUCAACCUCCAGCUAUAGGCCUACCUCAACCUCGGUGGGGCAAGACCAAAAACACGGCCGAAACCCUCGUGAGUGGUGGGCUGGUAAGAACUACAGCAGUUGGAGGAGUAAAAACUGUGAAAUACAAAAGAAUAUCUGGACUUCAAGAAAUUCUUGUGAAAGAACAAGAAAGAAAUCAGUAA